Messenger RNA from Perkinsus marinus ATCC 50983, 1608 nucleotides. Its product is annotated as kelch repeat protein, putative. The record is from RefSeq and is a predicted model, not a curated record. The transcript has 8 exons. Gene Ontology annotation, molecular function: protein binding. The coding region runs from base 1 to 1608 and encodes 535 amino acids. NCBI's taxonomy places the organism in Eukaryota, Perkinsozoa, Perkinsida, Perkinsidae.
AUGUUGAACAUCACUGAGGAGAAAUGGUAUAAAGUUGACUUUUCCGCAGUGCCUUCGCUGAACCUGCCGGCCCCUCGGGGAGGGUGUUUGUUCUUUGUACAUUCCCAAACGGAUGUGGCUUACCUUUAUGGUGGUUAUAGUCGCGAUACUAAGCAGAAUGCGACCAGCGGCACGGAACAUACGGAUAUGUGGGCAUUGAAUUUGAAGAAUGCUGCUAAUACAUUGAAACCAUCGUGGGAGCGAAUCUCAAAAAAGGGUCCGGCACCUUCGAAGAGGAGUGGUAUGGCCUGUGCGGUGUACAAGAAUCGAUGUUUGGUGUUUGGUGGAGUCACCGAUGAAGAUAAGCCCGGCCUGACUCUCGAGAGCAGAUUCUACAACGAUCUGCAUGCCUUCGAUAUGGAGAGGAAGAGGUGGUAUGUGUUGGACUAUAAGUUGGGUCAGAAGAAGUCUCCAGAGAAGAAGAGUCGACGAAAUAGGGAGGGGCGAUCGAGCAAAGCAAACACUUCUACAUUUACGGCCUCAGUCGCGGUGGGUUUAAAUAUUUCACUUUUCGGACGGCGAGAAGUCUUUCAGGACCCGACGGAGAGGGUAGAGGAGGAGGAAGAGGAGGAGGACGAAAUGGCGAAGUUUGAGUGGCAGUUUGAAUACGUGGAUGAGAACGGACAGUUGGUGACGAUGAUAAUUCCGGAGGAAGAUCGAACUUCUUCGGAGGAGAGUGAUGGCGACCAGAAAGGUCCCGAAGCGGGGACUCUUCCAGCGGUGGUGGAGGAGCCUAUUGCCACGCCGGAGGUACUGAGGGCUCGCAGGGAUGAGGAGUUGGGGGUUAUAGAUGAGGAGGUGUGCCCGACUCUGGUCGAGGAGGAGGAGGAGACUGUAGUAGAGGCGGGGGCUACGGGCCUUGGGAAGAUGACUGCUGCUGAGGCGUUGAAGACUGGUAAUGUUGAUCUACCAGUAGAGAGGAUCAACUCGGCCCUCUUGGUUAAGGGUCAUACACUUAUCGUGUAUGGAGGGCUGCGGGAGUAUGGCGAUCGGGAGGUGACCUUUGACGACUGUUGGUCGUUGGAUCUACGACAGAGGACUAAGUGGACUUGCCUUAUCAAAGGCACCAUGGGCGAACAGAAGUGGAUGGGUAUAGUCCAGUCGGGAGUAUCCUGUGAGAGAAUAGUCGUGUCUGACUACGUCUACCUCACAGUCGCCCUCAAUAGAGCGGCCAAGUCUGGUAACCGUCCUAGCAGCACUGAGUGGGAGUCUAUGGUGGGCCGCUGGCUCCGCGUACACGCCAGUCAAAUGCCCGUUCGUCAAGCGACUCUAACCAUGAACACACUAGCGAGAACAGGAGCUUCUGAUUCUUGCGGUUGGAUAAGGGGCUCGCUAAAGGCUCUGGUGGAGCACUCUGCCGAGUUAGUACCGCAAGAUCUAUCGCUUGCCGUGAAUGCAGUGGCGAAGGUGCUGGCUGAUGAAAACAAGCGUUCAAAGGACGGGGUGCCCGAGUGUGUGUUGGUCUUGUGUGAGGAACUCAUCCGCAGUGUACUCCCUCGAGUUGGAAAAGACUUGUCUCCACAGGGAAUCGCCAAUGUGAGAGUAAUCGGUCAAAAUUGUGUGUAUUAA